Messenger RNA from Odocoileus virginianus texanus, 4336 nucleotides. NCBI's taxonomy places the organism in Eukaryota, Metazoa, Chordata, Mammalia, Artiodactyla, Cervidae. The record is from RefSeq and is a predicted model, not a curated record.
UGGAGGAACCCCGACUGACGGCCAAGCUUCGUGACCCUGAGACGCGUCCAACCUUGCCCAGAACAUUCGGGCUUGGGGUCGGGGCAGGGUUGAAUUAGAGGACCGGACUGCGGGCCCCGACCCAUGGCGCCCAAGAAGAAGCGCGGGCCGGGCGCCGGGCGCCGGGGGGCCGCGGCGCGAGAGGGCGCCGAGCCGCCGCUGUCGGAGCGCGGUCAGUAUCUGCAGAGCAAGCACAAGCUGCUCUCUGAGGAACUGGACGCCUGUAAGCAGAGCGUCGACCAACUGCUGCAGGAGAAAGACCUCCUUGACAGAGAGGCGGCGCGCCUGCGCGAGGAGAACCGGCUCUACGCGAGCUACGCGAGCACGCGCGCGCAGCGCUUCGCCAACGCCAUCGUUACGCUGGAAGAUCAGAACCGCGAGAACCUGUCGCAGAUCCACAGGCAGCGCGCAGAGCUGGCGUCGAUCUACCGCGGGCGUGAGGACGCGCUGCGCGCGCAGCUGCUGGAGAUGGAGGCGCGCGCGGCGCAGAUGGCGCAGCAGGUGCAGGAGCUGCAGCCCUACAAGGAGCUGCAGCUGGAGCAGCUGGCCCGGAUCCGGGCUCUGGAGCGCGAGCUACUGCAUGUGCGUGUGGAGCACACGCAGCUGCUCCACCGCGUGAAGCUGCAAUUCCUGGAGGACAAGGCAGCGUUUGAGCGCGAGGCGCGCCAGCGCGUGCAGUCGCUGGCGCGGCGCGCGGAGCGGGAGGCGGCGCGCGCGCUCUUGGCGCACAUCGAGGCCAUCAGAGUGGACAAUGUUCGCCUGCGGCAGGAGUUGCUGCAGCUGCGCCACCGGGCCCAGGUGCUGCAUGACACGCGGCGCCAGUUGCUGGAGCAGCGCGAGCAGCUGCGGCGCGAGGUUGAGGACACGCGGGACCUGCCGCGCGUGCACGGCUGGCUGCGCCGAGGCCCCGAGGGCCCGCCGCUUUGGGAACCGUCGCCGGCCGCUUCUGACCCCGAGGCUUUUCCCUCCAAGACCCCGUCGCGCGCGACCUUCCCGGUCCCAUCAGUCCCAGCCUCCCAGAACCCGUCUCAGGUCUUAAGCCGCGCGGAUUCUUGGACCCCAUCCCUGCCCUCGAAGGUCUCAGUUCCCAGGGUCCCGUCACUGGUCCCGUCGCGUGUUGGCUCCAGGGUCCUGUCUCUGGCCCCUUCGAAGGCCAGUUCACGGGUCCCCUCCCACGACCCAUUGCACGCGGGCUCCAGGGUCCAGUCCUUGUCCAUGUCGCACCCAGGUUCCUGGCUCCCAUCCCUGACCCCAUCCGGCCCGGGGUCCGGGGUCGCGUCCUUUAAACCGUCCCGACCCGACUCUCAAUUCUCUUCGCGGUCCUCACUGCAUGCCGCCUCACAGAACACCAUCCUCUCUGGGAAGCUCGUCCCCAGGUCGGGCUCUUAUCCUCUGCCAGUUGAAGAAGACAGCGACCGUGAUGCUGCAGAUGAAGCUGCCUCCGGGAGAGCCUGAACCUACCUCGAGGAAGGCUAGUGAGGCCAGAAGGUGGCGGGGAAAGGGGCUGUCCAGGAGGCGGGUUUGGUGAGUGGAUUAUGAAUAAAGGCGUGACUCCCUCCUCCACUCUCCGCUCUGGCACUACCUGCUUCGCUGUCCAGAGUUUCUGGCUAGCGCAGGGGACACUCAUGAUGGCUUCCAGUUUUCAACCUGCUAGGCUGGUCGUUCUCUGCUUUGGGUGUCUGCCGGGACUUCACAGCUGGUUGCACUGCCUGAGGCAGAGAGAGACGACCACGCCACCGUCCUGCCCACAGGGCUGAUAGUCUGGUGGCAGACACGGACAUCGGGGGCAUGGACUGGUAGUAUGCGAGCAGGGAGGGAGUCUGGCAGGCCAGGGAGGCGCUGGUGGAGAGUCUCAGGCCCUCGGGAGCCAUCGGAGGGGCUGGGCUUUGUUCUGGCACCAAAGGGAGCCGCGGGAGUUUUUAUGUUUAACCUACUGGGGUUUUUCUUUCUUGCCCUGCUGGGCGGCUUUUGGAAUCUCAGUUCCGACCAGGGAUUGAACAUUGAGACUGGGCCCCGGCAGCGCAGAGUCCUAACCACUGGGGAAUUCCGGGGAUAAUUUUUAACUUUGAUUUCGCUGUCAGAUCCAGUGCAUGGAGGCCGGGUAGUACGGUGUCCAUCACGUGUGGUUUGCAUUCCUCGAGGCUGUAUCAGGGAGGUGAAGAAGGGUGCCCUGCUUCAGACAUCCAUCGAGCUAUUCCUGAUGAUGCAAGAGAGGACAGUGUCCAAGACAGCUUAAGAAAAAGGCCAGCAGGAGGAAGAUGCCUAGUUCCCCGGGUAUGGGAUGAAACAAUGAGGUCACACUACAGAUCCUACAGACAUGAAAAGUAGUGUUACUUCUGCUCUGACCAACUCUGGCCAACAAGUUCAGCAACUCAGAUGAUGAAAUGGACAAAUUCCCUUAUAGACAUAAUUUUAUGAAACUGACAAAAGAAGAAACCUUGUCACAGAAAAAACACUGGACUGAGCUGAUUCACUGAUGAACUCUACCAAACCCUCAAGGAAGACUAUACCAAACUUAGAAGCCGGUAGGAGAACAAGGGAAAGCAAACCCAUUCCAGCUUGUGUUAUGAAGCCAGCAAAACCUUCACCUGAUAAAGACAUCACAAGAAACAUACAAAAAUACUUUCUCAUAAGCAGACACAGAAGUCCUUAACAAAACAUUAGGAAGGCCAGUACAGCCAUUUACUAAAAGAACCCUGUAUCAUGUCUAAGUGAGUUUAUCCCAAGAAUACAAUGUUGGUUUUAUCUCCAGUGCCUGGAGUGAGGGACUCCAGUGCUGGAAGUGUUCAAGAAAUUCCAGGUUGGUGAACACAUGGCGAUUCAGGAGAGUAGAGUGUUUGGAGAGACCAUGGAAGACCAUGGGCCAUUUCCCCAUACUUUCCGUAUGUGUCUUCCAUCGGGCUAUUCUGAUCCUUAUCCUUUGAUUAUAAACCAUAAUCCAGUGAGUUAAAUGUUCCUCUGAGUUCUGUGAACUACUCUAGCAAACUAAUCAAACCCACAGCCUCUGCUGUGGUAACCUCCAGAUCUAUAGCCAGUCAGAAGCACAAGUGACAACCUGGACUUAAGUUUGGCCUCUCAGCUGUGGGGGGAGAGGCAGCCUUCUGGGACUGAGCCCUUAACUUGUGGCAUCUGACAUUAUCUCCAGAUACAGUGUGUCACAAUUCAGUUAGUUGCUUGGUGGUGUGGGAAAAAACACACAUUCGACAUAGGAAUAUAUUUAACAAACCAUCUACUCUCAAAACGACAAAACAAUGCUAAGCAAACUUUAAGAUGGAAACAAACGGAGUGAUGUCCCCCGGUUAUGGGUGUCAUCAGUUCUCCCUAAACCAAUCUAGAAAUCCAACACCACUCCAAGCAAAACCACAGCAAGUUUUUUUUGGUUUUGUUUUGUAGCAAUCAACAGGAUGACAAUUAAAUUUACAUGGAAAAGCAAACGACAUCAAAUAACCCGUCUUGAAGAACAAAAUUGGAAGACUUACACUCUCCUUGAUUCUAAGACUACAGUAAUUAAGACAGUGUAGUACUGGCACAGACAUAAAUAGAUAGAUCAAUGAAACAGCAGAGAGUGCAGAAAUAGACUCACCCAUACAAUUAGGUGGGUUUCUUUGUUUUUGGUAGUGCCAGGCAGCUUGCAGGAUCUUAGUUCUCUGACCAAGGAAUGAACCCGAAUCUUCAGCAGUGAAACAGUGGAAGCUUAACCACCUGACUGCCAGGGAACCCCCCAGUUAAGUGUGUUUUAUGACAUGGGCAUCAAUGUAAUUCAUACCAUACCCCAAAAUAAUUUAAGAUCGAUGUUGGACCAAAAUGUGAAAGAUGAAACUAUAAUGCUUCUAGAAGAAAAGAAACUGAAGAAUCUUUUCCUAACCUUCAGAACGAUCCCAUGGUUUUACAGGAAAGGCAGGUCCUUUUGUGAUGGCUACACUUCAGAAAGAUUAUCCCUUCCGUGAGCAAAUCGUACAGCAGCAGGGCAGGACGGGAUAAGGGAAACCAGGGAGACGAUCACUGACCACUGAGAUGGUCGAGUGGAGGGAUGAGUGGGGGCCCGGGCGGAGACGUGGAGGGUGGAAACGGAGAGGGCAAAACUCAAGGCGAUUCCUGAGUUAGAGCGCCAGUCAUCUCGGCCAAUGGGCUAGACAGAAGUACGUGGCUCCCACCUGUGAAGGAGUCCUGAGCGAGGGUAGUUUUUGGUACUAAGCAGGCAGCGGGGUACAGCAGCUCCCACCGGAGCGGUCCAGGUUGAAUUGACAGAAGUCGAGGCUACCCAAACCACCCGGCCGCCCAGGGAGCGCGCAGCCGG